AUGGCUUCGCCAAUUUCUAUCGGAGAUGCAUUCCUAUUGGCUAAACUUGCUCUAAAACUGGGCCAAACGUUCACUACGGGCCGAAAAUCAGCGCCCGCUGAGUUUCGAGAAGUUGAAAGCCAGCUAUAUUCCAUUAGUACCGCACUCACGGCUUUAGGCGAUGCGUGUCGAAAUAACGGUCUCGAGCUCGGAAUCAACAAUACGGUGCUCCAAAAUCCUGUCCAAAGCCCGCGAGGCAAUAAGGGAGACGAUGCCCUAUUGUCGAUGCUUCAAGGCUGUCAGGAUGUUCUCAAAAAUCUUGAAGGUGUUGUAGAAAAGUACAGCUCAAUUGGCCAGCCCGAGCAAUCAAACAGACCAUGUUUCCAAAAGUGGAAGAGCGGCGUCAAGAAGAACUGGAAGAAGAUAAUCUGGACGACAGAGGGCGGGGAUUUAGCGGCGCUCCAGCGAAGUUUGAGUAUUCAUAUUAAUUGCUUGGACCUCGCCCUAGGUGUUAUCGGCCAUACUCGAACUGAUCGGGUGGAAAAAGGCGUGGUUAAUACGGUGCUCAUGCUAACAGAAAUCCACACAUGGUUCGUCACAAACAUACGUGAUAACAAUGGGUCGGGCGUAGUGACUUCAGCCCAGAAUACAAACGUCAUGUACCCUUCUGCAACGGAGCCGCCGCCGCCGUUGACCGAGAUCCAGUUCAAGAUAUCCGCAAGAUCACUACGAGGUCUAGAGGUACUCUGCCCGAAUGCCUCUAUACAUCCCAUGUGGAAUCAAAAACGAAGCGAAUGGGAUCUAAAAAACAGCUGGUCCCACCGUAAACUGUUUAAAUGCAACUGCCCCCUACUACCUGGGCAGACAGCACCGCACCCUUUCGAAGUAGAUUCUCUAGCGGUCUCAUCCUUCACAUUCGCAUUGAGGCAAACUGGGGCCACCAAAAGCUGGAUGAUUUACAACGCAGCGAACCGGUCGACCAAUAUGGUGAUAUCAUUGGUGAUCGAAAAUGUCCUCGCAAGAAGUAUACAUGAAUUUGAGACGUCUUUUAUAGACGUCCUCGCAACCAACAAUGCGAAAGCGAUGUUUCGACCAGGAUGCGGUACCACGCUAGCAUACAUAACCGCAGGAAAAUCUCAACCUAUUGAACACAGAAUCUUAAACUUUUUGAGCGACCUCGACCAAGUGCGAAAUAAAGUCGAAAAAGUGACAUUCACUAUGAAAGACCAAUCAUAUACGCGGACCGAAAUUACGACAAUAAAGUUGAUGCAUUACAAGUCUUCAACGAGAGAAUAUUUGUCCAUGGAUUACGUUGUAGACCCCAAAGAUUUGUUGCCGUUAGAUACGGCAGAACUCGAGAUUACCUACACACAGGGUUCGGACUCAGACAUCGCAAAAUCGAUACUGUACACUGCUAUGCUACUCCAGCGCAGCAUUCAAAAUAUGAGAGAAGAGCUUUUUGUCAUGUCUCUCAAGGCGCCCAGGCCAGGUGAAAGACUUGCGCUUAAACUGGAGGCAAAAGGGUUUCAUACCGAUAGAGUGGAUAUGGCUGACUGCGAAAUCUCCAUUGUACAAUCGGACACUUCCGGUGAUUUAAGGCUCAUCAUAACUAGUAAGGACGAAAGAACCAUACUUAGUCAAGACUUAGCGAAAGACUUUAUGGAAACGGCGGAAGGAACGCCUAGGUUCUCCGCACCAACAUACGCUGUACAGAUUGUCGGGCAAGGUACCCGGGACAUCCAAACUUAUAAAAACGGAUUUAAGAUGGUCGAUUUCUCAGAUGUUCGGAGAGAUCGAUUAUUUGGUCUAGGCCUUGCGGUGCUGUCAGGAAGUGGAAUACCCCUACCGCGAAUUACCCAGGCCAAACCAACUAACCAAAACGAGUUGCCUGGAUACUCUAGGUUUAUCCAAUAG
Molecule: messenger RNA, 1893 nt
Organism: Orbilia oligospora ATCC 24927
Lineage: Eukaryota; Fungi; Ascomycota; Orbiliomycetes; Orbiliales; Orbiliaceae
Exons: 9
Coding region: 1-1893 (630 amino acids)
Source: RefSeq, a predicted model, not a curated record